Helianthus annuus (common sunflower) is the source of this 3942-nucleotide messenger RNA. RefSeq lists its product as uncharacterized. The record is from RefSeq and is a predicted model, not a curated record. The transcript has 7 exons. NCBI's taxonomy places the organism in Eukaryota, Viridiplantae, Streptophyta, Magnoliopsida, Asterales, Asteraceae. Bases 1 to 3942 code for a protein of 1313 amino acids.
AUGGCAAAAGAGAUGUCCAAAGACACUUCAAAUGUUAAAGCUUUCAUUGCAAAUGCCUAUGAUCUGAAAUGGGCAGAAAAAUGCAGAAAAGUAAUGGAAGCUGCAGAAGAAAGACAGAGACAGAUUGAAGAAGAGGAAGAAGAAGAAGAAAGAUUGAAGGAAUCAUAUGAUACAAUGAACAGAGAGAUCAAUAAGUACACUGAUUCAAACUGCGAACAAGUUGUAGCAAUGAAUACACUCAAAGGAGCUUACAUAAGACAGCUUGAUAAUGUCAACUUCCACAUAAAGAAGUGUGCUGAGCUGGAAUUAAAGCUGGAAACACAAAGAAUCGAAACUGAAAGAGUCAACAAGAUCUAUCCGAUUGUUGAGGAAUUGAAGACAUUUGAAGAAGUAAAGACUUCAGAAGAAAAGAAAUCUGUGACAGAAGACGAAGAUGAAGUGAAAAUUUCUGCGCAGCAAGACCCGUCUUCUAUGGGCACGAUUCAGUUGUGUACGCAUCUCCGUUAUAUGGAUGGUGAUGCCACCAAUAUGCCUGGUGAUGAUAAUACUGUUAUAACCUCACCUAGUGCUACCUUGGUUAGCAAAAUUGAUGCUAGUGAUCCGUUGUUUCUUCACCCUAGUGACUCUGCUAAUUUAUCUAUUGUCAGUGUAAAACUUAAAGGGUCAGAAAACUAUAGGAUCUGGUCCAAUGCCAUGUAUCUUGCUUUACAAUUAAAAAACAAAAUAGGGUUUGUUGAUGGUUCUUGUCUUAGGUCUAAAACUGAUGAGGUUUUGGGUAGGCAAUGGGAUAGGUGCAACUCUAUUGUGCUUACUUGGAUUCUUAACUCUGUGUCUGAGGAAUUAUAUCUUGGUCUUGUUUAUUCUAAAAUUGCUUCAGAUGUGUGGAAAGACUUAAAGGAUACUUAUGAUAAAAUAGAUGGGUCUGUUGUGUUUAAUAUGUAUCAAAAGAUUAAUUCCUUCAGUCAAAAUGGCAUGCCUGUUUCUGAAUAUUAUCAUAAGUUGAACUGUAUGUGGAAGCAAUUAGAUCAACUACUUACCUUGCCUGCUUGUUCUUGUGAUGCAUCAAAACAAUUUAAUGACUUUAAUCAUCUUAUUAAGCUUAUGCAAUUCUUAAUGGGUCUUGAUAGUUCCUACCAGUCUGUGAGAAUAAACUUAUUAACCAGAGAAACUCUUCCUUCUGUGAAGGAUGACUUUUCAGUCAUCUCUAGAGAAGAAUCUCACCUUCACUCUAAAAAUAUUUUUGAUAAAACUCCUAAUAAUCCUGUUGGUUGUUCAGUUAAAACUGGUCAAGUUAUUGAUUCAAGGAAAAGGAAUAAUAGAACUCCUAACCCUAAUCUUAAAUGUUCUCACUGUAAUAAGACUGGACACACUAUUGAGAAGUGUUUUGAACUUGUUGGUUACCCCUCUUGGAUAAAGUCAAAACCUGGUGGGAACAAGGGUAACAAGGUCAGUAAUAAUGUUACUACUGAUACAACUGAUACAACUCCUUCUAUGAGUUCUUUGUCCAAUGAUCAGAUAGCCCAGUUGCUUAGUCUCUUGAAUGACAAACCUAAGGGUGACACCCAGAAUAGUGGAUUUGCAGGUAUGUGUGCUAAUCCUGUUUGUUUGAAUAGUUUUGUGAAUCUGUCUUCUAAACCUAUUUGUGAUUUCAAACCUGCUUUCUGUUUUUCAAAUUUUAUCAACAAUGGAAAAAAGAUAGGAUGGAUAGUUGAUUCUGGUGCUAAUCAACACAUGGUAAUGACGGAUGAGUAUCUAAUUAAUCAAAAGGAUGUAACUGAGUUCAAUAUCAAAGUUAAACAUCCCAAUGGCACAAGUGCCCUAGUAACUAAAAUUGGUGAUAUUAAAUUAAGUGACAAGGUCAUUCUAUAUGAUGUGUUUGUUGUGCCUGAUUAUUGUGUGAAUUUAAUCUCUGUUCAUAAACUUGCUAGAGAUUGUAAGCUCAUUGUCUCUUUUGAUGAACAAACUUGCUAUAUUCAGGACUCUCAAACAAAGAAAGUCCAAGUGACUAGUAGUCAAUUUGAUGGUCUAUACUUCUGUGGUAGUUCCUCUGUCUCAAAUAAGGUUGGUAACUCUAGUUGUGACAUCAAUCUUUGGCACGCUAGGUUAGGUCAUCCUGCUGAACCUGUUUUGCAUGUUCUUAAAAAUAAUCUCAACAUUAAAACUGGUGCUAAACUAAAUCCUUGUGAAACAUGUCAUAGAGCUAAACAGCAUCGGGAACCUUUCCCUUUAAGUGAUCAUAAAUCUGAAGCUUUAGGAAAUCUUAUUCACCUUGAUGUGUGGGGUCCAUAUAGAGUCCAAAGUAUGAAUGGUUUUCGAUAUUUUCUUACAGUAGUUGAUGAUUACUCUAGAGUUGUGACACCUUCAUCUGUUUUGAGUGGAAAGUCUCCGUAUGAACUUGUGUUUGGUUUCACUCCUGUUCUAGGUCAACUUAGGGUUAUAGGGUGUCUUUGUUUCAGCACUGUGUUAAACAACUCUGAUAAGUUUACCACACAUGCUGAAAAAUGUGUUUUAGUUGGAUAUUCAAAUGAAAAAAAGGGGUACAAACUUUGGAGUUUAGAUCAAAAAAUGAUGUUCUUCCCUAGGGAUGUUAGGUUCUAUGAAACCGUGUUCUCUUUCAAAGAAAAGAAAACAUUUUCAGAUCCUGAUACUCCCACUGAAGUUAACACCCUUAACUUUUUUGACUUAUCUGAUUUAAAUUUCACUCAAAAACCCCAAGUUGACCCAACUACCGACGAUGAGACUUCACACACAAAUACUUCAACAGGUCAUGGGUUUGAGCAGUCUGAAAACGAUUCAGAGAUUGCUUUAGGCAUGGCUGAAAAUCAGCAACCAAGCAAUACAGAGUCGAAUUCGGACAGGGCUGAGCAUGACACUGAACAAGAAGACAAUAAUAAUUCUGAGGGAGAUAUUGGUGAACAAAAUAACACGGUUUUAAGGAGAUCCUCCAGAAACAGUAACUUUCCCUCUAAAUUUGAUGACUUUAUAGUAGAUGGAAAAGUCAAAUAUGGUCUUGAAAAGGUCUUAAAUUAUGCUAAUUUAUCUCCUGAAAGUUUCUGCUUUGCUUCUGUGUUAAAUAAAAGUUGUGAACCUAAAAAUUACUUUGAAGCAAAAAAUGAUGCUAAUUGGGUUGAUGCUAUGAAUUCUGAACUUGAAGCUUUACUUAGAAAUAAAACCUGGGAGAUUGUGGACCUACCACCCAAUCGGAAAGCUAUUGGGUGUAAGUGGGUUUAUAAGAUUAAGUAUAAAUCAAACUGUGAAAUAGAGAGGUAUAAAGCUAGACUGGUUGCGAAAGGGUUCAGUCAAAAGGAAGGCAUUGACUUCUUUGAUACGUUUUCCCCUGUUGUUAAAAUGGUUGCUAUUAGGUGUGUGUUAUCUAUGGUUGUUCACUUUAACUGGGAAAUAUAUCAGCUUGAUAUUAACAAUGCGUUUCUAUAUGGUGACCUGAAUGAAGAAAUUUAUAUGUUCUUACCUGAUGGUUAUAAUCCUUCUUCUGAAUCUAAAGUUUGUAAGUUAAAAAAAUCCUUGUAUGGAUUAAAACAAGCACCAAGGAUGUGGAAUGAGAAACUUGUGUCUGUUCUUGUUGAUCUUGGUUUUAAACAAAGUAAAUGUGAUCACUCCAUGUUUGUCAUGACAAAAGACACGGUUUUUAUUGUCCUUCUUGUCUAUGUGGAUGAUAUUAUUGUAUCUGGGGAUAAUCUUGUUUCAUGGAAAAGUAAGAAGCAGUCCACCGUCUCAAGGUCUUCUGCUGAAGCAGAAUACCGAUCCAUGUGUGCUGCUACAUGCGAGAUUAUUUGGAUCUCAAACCUUUUAAGGGAAUUACAGAUUGAUUCUAAGCUUCCUGUCCAGCUGUAUUGUGAUAAUACGACUGCCAUUUCCAUUGCCGCCAACCCUGUUUUUCAUGAGCGUACCAAACACUUUGAGAUCGACCUUUUCUUCCUAUGA